AAUUGUGGUCCGUCAUGGAAGCCGGUGUUUGGAGAGUGGAAUAAAUUCGCGUUUGGUCUCUGCGAUGGAAGAAACGCAUGAGAGAGCUCCAUCAGUGAUUGAUCGCUAUUAUACACGAUGGUAUAAGACAGAUAUGAAAGGAAGGUCAUGUGAAGACCAUUGCAUCCUACAGCACUCAAACAGGAUCUGCAUCAUCACUCUUGCAGAGUCUCACCCCAUCCUCCAGCAGGGACGCAAAAUCAAGAGCAUCGAUUACCGGAUCAGUGACGGAUGCAGCCGCCUGAACAACAAAGUAUCUGGCAAAUCAAAGCGAGGUGGUCAGUUCCUGACCGAGUUUGCGCCACUGUGCAGAAUAACAUGUACGGAUGACAUCGAGUACACCAUCUUCAGCUGUAUCAGAGGCCGUCUCUUAGAAGUCAACGAAGACAUCCUGAAACGCCCUGAUCUGCUACUGGAGAAGCCCUCCACCAAUGGCUACAUAGCAGUCAUCUUACCCAAGUUGGAAGAAAGCAAAACUGUCACCAAAGACCUUCUGACUAGAGAACAAUAUGACGACGUCGUCUCUAGACGAAGUACUCAACCACCACAAGAGUCUCUCUGAAAUCAACAGAAAGAGCACUCUCACUGUGUUUAGUCAAAUGUUCAUAUUUAAUAUUAUAUCCCUCAUCAAAAAAUUCCUGUGCAGGGUUUGGCCAAGGACAUAAUAGUUUCACCACUGAUUAAUGUAUCUUGCGACAUCAAAAAAAAAUGGAUAUGGUGUGAGUCCAGUCAUGGUAUAUCCUGGAUAUACCAUUAACUGAUGUCACAAUUUCAAGUUAUACGGCCAACUCGAGUCACAGCUGUGGCUCUGUGAGCAUUUCUGCAUGUGUAGAUCUACGUAUCAUGAUCAUGCUUAGCGAGGCAGGUGAUAGCAUGGUAGAAAAUAAAUAAGAAUAAAAAAAAAUGGUAUAUUGCACAUGUGCAGGUCGAAGGUCACUCCGACAUAAACAACAAACAUGGCUGCCUCCAGUGAGCUUAUGUCAAUCUCAGACAAAAGUUAAACACUCGGUAUGGAAUUUUUUGAUGGGGGAUAUUUAAGUUAUUCUACGAAAUUGAGUUGUACGUGAGCUGAUGAGGCGCGUAGCACCGAGUUGUCUAUAAGCCAUGUAUGAUGAGAUUGAGUGGGAUAACUGUUUUAUUCUAUCCACAUUCACUGGAUUUUGAGAAACGGAGCAUUAUUAUUUUUUGCAAAUUCGAUAAAUAAAAACUUUAUAGAAAAUGUCCGACAAAAUCAUUUCUGCUUAGAAUGUAAACAAACUGGCGAAAUGAGUAGCAAUUUGUGAAAAAUGUGAUAAUUUGUGAAAAAUAAAAAAUGUUCUUACCAUCAAAUCUUUUUUUAUAAUUUUUUUUUUUUGUGGUUGUUUCCAAAUAGUUUUUAUUUUGUCCUCAGUUAGUUCAGCAACACGCGCCGCCAUUUUGUUUUCCUCUACUCACGGUAUAUGAGCUGAUAUCCUAGUAGUAGAGUAGCCAAUCCGAGUGCGUGAUUGCUCAUAUGCAGUGAAUGUGGAUAGAAUAAAAAUCAAAUAUACCAUGCACUGAGAGGCACCAGCAGUUAUGGAUUCUCUUCAGUGACUGGCAUAAUACUAUUUUCUUCGGGGCUGUGACACAAAAUAGUACUAUACCAGUCACCUCAGAGCAUCCAUAAUUUCAAUCGGAUCCUCUCCGUGCAUGGUAUAUUUGAUUAUUUUUUAUUAUUUAGUUUUGUACAGGAUAUGAUUGAUGUCAACCCUGAAUUAUUAUUAUUUUUUUUGUAUUAGCACCAAAUAACUGAUCCAAAUACUGUUUAGUCAGACCUUUCAAACGAUUAGUUACAGGAUCAGAUGUUCAUUUGUACUUACCAGUAGUGGGUCAGUUUGGUUAUCGUAUGAUGUUUGUGUUACCAUUCUCUGCACAUUCACACACAAUUUUGUAAAUAGACAAAUAAAAGACAGUCCACAAUGUAAGAAAAAUAAUGU
Molecule: messenger RNA, 1994 nt
Organism: Neoarius graeffei (lesser salmon catfish)
Lineage: Eukaryota; Metazoa; Chordata; Actinopteri; Siluriformes; Ariidae
Gene: abitram
Product: actin binding transcription modulator
Exons: 6
Coding region: 65-601 (178 amino acids)
Biological process (GO): dendrite morphogenesis; regulation of actin filament polymerization; regulation of filopodium assembly
Cellular component (GO): lamellipodium; filopodium tip; dendrite
Molecular function (GO): actin filament binding; actin monomer binding
Source: RefSeq, a predicted model, not a curated record